UAAACUAUAUAUCCGUGGUCACAGUAUAAGAUGGGAAACGUUAAAUAUAUAUUGAAUUAAAGCAGUAUUCGUAUACGCGCACGCACGCUCUCUAUCUAUCAAGAGAUAAAAUCGACUUGAUAAAGAUUUCAUUCAUUGCCAAUUAGCGAUUCGAAUAUCCUAAGAUUUGUUCGCGAAGGUCAACUAGCUAAGAUCUUCGAUCGUCGCCAUCGUCGUGGCGCUUGACUCCGCGUGUAGGCAUAAAAGAGACACGAGAAUCGCUCGAGAAAGGGACCUUAAUCAAAGUGAGCGGUUUAUAAGAGGGCGCCCGACAAAUGUUUCACUCACAGUUCACCGAGCAGAGUCCCGCGAGCAAAGGCAAACGGGAUAAGGCAAACGUCGCUCCUUCAUUAUCUUUACAUUUGCGCGAUCUAUCCUUUUGUCAAAAAUAUCUCGUCGUAGAGAGGAUUUUUUUCAAUCGAUAUUCAUCAAAGUGCAUCUUGACCAAGGAAACGAAUCAAAGAAUUGAGAAAUCGAGCCGACUUUCUAUGUUCUUCUGCACUUUUUUUCCAAAGUGUUUUUUUUUUUUUUUUUUUCUUUCCUCAUUACGUAAACGAACAAGGAGGAGCUAACUAACGCGAUAUUCGCGUGAUUAAAAUCGACUCGACCGUUCGUUGUAAAUAAUAUUUGACGCGUAUGAUACCCGGAUUAGAAUGCGUUAGAAAAGAUACGGUGGUAAACCGGAGGUGAGGUGUUAAAAGAAACCAACGUAAUUUCGUUUACCUAUCAGAAAUUUCUUCUAUCUAAUAACCUUUUACUCUUUGAAUGAAUGCGUCGUUAAAGCGGCAUAUCGCGGAUAUAAGAGAAAUUGCUAUUCGGUCGAGUUGAGUCAUCGCCGACAAGAAGAGAUUCUACUUCAAUGGCAUUUAAUUAGGAUAAAAAAGAUGGAAAUAAGUUAAACGGACGAACGUCUUGUGGGUUUGUCGCGAAUGGAACGACAACGGAAAGAAAUCCGAAAUGCUUGGGCACCGACAUUGAUAUCGCAAAGAUCGAGAAAAAUCGAGAAGCAAGAGUGACGGUGAAACUCGAAGAGACAAUCUAUUGAUAAUAAAGAUCGGAAGGAAAUUUCAAUACUUUUGCGUCAUCACCAUGACGCUCGAUAAAAGCGAAGAAAAUCAGUCCAUGUUGCAAUACAGUUCGAGAGAUUAUAGCAAAAUCUCCAAAACUAAGGAUAUCUACGAAGACAUCGAAAAUAACAACAGCUGUACAAACUUGGACGAUUUAUACAAGGUGGAAAAUGUCGUAACUCGAUACACGUCGAAUCGAAAAGCUGUCUUUGCACAGUGCUUGGUAGCCGGUGCAGUUUUGCUAUUGGCAGCUGGUGCCGGCAUGCCCAUCGGUUACAGCGCUGUACUUUUGCCACAAUUGUCCGCAGAAAAUGCGACUGUGUACGUGGAUCGUGAGCUUGGAUCGUGGAUAGCAUCGGUCCAUAGUUUGGCGACUCCGAUAGGAUCGCUCCUCUCGGGUCCGUUUCUCGAUACAUUAGGCAGACGAGGAUGUCUGCAAUUAUCGGCGAUACCACUUUGCCUCGGGUGGAUAGUGAUGGGUUUUGCAAAAAACAUUCCCGCUUUGCUCGUCGGCCGAAUCGUAUCCGGUUUCGCAGUAGGAUUUAUGGGUGUACCGAGUCAGGUACUAGUAGGAGAGACCGCCGAUCCAGGACUACGUGGAAUUUUAGUGGCCAGUUCUUUCGCGGCCUACAGUUUUGGUAUACUUUUGAUUUAUGCUUUUGGUGCAUCCUUCGAAUGGAACGUCGUUGCUUUUUGCGGCACCGUUUUACCCGUCGUUGCAUUUAUCUCCUUCUCAUUCGUACCGGAAAGUCCCGCUUGGUUGAUCAGAGAAGGAAAGAUCGAAAAAGCGAGAAGCGCUUUAUUGUGGCUGAGAGGAGGCGACAUAGAACGGAUGAACACGGAAAUUGCUAUAUUGGAAGCCAGAGGGAAACUCGACAUUGGAGAGAAAUCAUUAGGAACGUCAUUCGGUCAACGAGUCUCCUCGACGUUAUCCAUUAUCGUUAGUCCUAACGUGCUCAAACCGUUGUCCAUUAUUAAUAUCUUCAACGCUUUGCAAUUAAGCAGCGGGACGUACGUAAUAGUAUUCUACGCGGUGGAUCUCGUAGGAGACAUCGGUGGCAAGAGUGUGGAUAGUUAUGUAGCCGCAAUAAUAACGGCAUUGACAAGAUUCUUUUUCAGUCUGCUAGCUUGCGUCUUAUUACUUAAAAUUGGCAGACGAAGUCUUGGUAUUUUUUCAGCGAUAGGCACGAGCUUGGCUUCGCUCGUACUCGUUGCGUAUACUUCGUUAAAGAGCGAAGAAUCCGAUAUGGAUGCAUACGUUCUUGGUAUAUGUUUGUUUGCUUACGUUGGCGCCAACACCGUAGGCUUGUUUACCCUUCCCGGCUUGAUGAUCGGUGAAUUGUUACCGCAAAACGCUCGUGGCAUCGCCGGUGGUUUCAAUUUCUUUAUUUUCAACUUUUUACUAUUCCUUGCGACCAAAUCUUUUCCAACGAUAAAUAAUGCGGUAGGCAUAACCGGUGCCUUUGCUAUUUUCGGUAUAUCCGCUUUGUUAGAGGCAAUUUUCGUUUAUGUUGCACUACCCGAAACGAAGAAUCGUACGUUAGAAGAGAUCGAGGAUUAUUUUAAGCAAAGUAAUCUCCUUUGGAUAACCAGAUCGAGAGGACAAAGGCGGAACGAUGGAAUUAUCCUGAGGCACGCUUAAUAUCUCCAUCAUUUCGUCCCGUCGUGUGUAAAUAAACGCGUCCUUUAAUUUAUAUCCAUUUCGAUAACUUCUUUACGAUAUUAUAUAUAUAU
This is a messenger RNA of Vespa velutina, 2840 nucleotides long. Its product is annotated as facilitated trehalose transporter Tret1-2 homolog. Gene Ontology annotation, cellular component: membrane. The transcript has 10 exons. The coding region runs from base 1129 to 2748 and encodes 539 amino acids. Gene Ontology annotation, molecular function: transmembrane transporter activity. Gene Ontology annotation, biological process: transmembrane transport. The record is from RefSeq and is a predicted model, not a curated record. Lineage: Eukaryota; Metazoa; Arthropoda; Insecta; Hymenoptera; Vespidae.